Molecule: messenger RNA, 990 nt
Organism: Exophiala spinifera
Lineage: Eukaryota; Fungi; Ascomycota; Eurotiomycetes; Chaetothyriales; Herpotrichiellaceae
Exons: 3
Coding region: 1-990 (329 amino acids)
Source: RefSeq, a predicted model, not a curated record
AUGUUGAGAUCGUCUAUCCGUCAAUCUCUGGUGACCAAGGUUAUACUGAGAUCAAUAUCUACCACAAAACUCGGAGGCAUGAACAGUGCUCCUGUGGUGGUUUCACCAAGCAAAGCUGAGGUACAGGCUGGCCGACUGCGCGAGCGAAACCUAGAACUUGCUGUAAGAAGUGUGCUCCAGGAUGGUCUGGUCGUGAUCAAGGACGCCAUCAAUCACGAUGUACUCGACAAAUUGAACGACAAGAUGAAAGAAGAUGCCGUCAUACUUCGCAACGCAGGAGAGAACAGUCCGUUCAACUACAAUAGAGGCAACUUACAGCAGGACGCACCUCCUGUCAGAGCUCACUUCGAGCCGACUAUCUUUCUGAAUCCGCUGGCUACCCAGGUCACCUCUUCGGUUUUGGGCCCGCGGCCGAAACUGACCUUUAUGUCGGGAAACACUGCGAUGCCGGCAGCCGAAGGCGUCGAACCCCAAAGACAGCCGGUUCAUGCAGACGCAGACUUCAGACACCCUUCACAUCCAUUUGCAUUGGUUAUAAAUGUUGGCCUCGUGGACAUGAAUCCAAACAAUGGGUCCACAGAGCUAUGGUUAGGAACACACGCCACAACCAGCAUCGACGACCAGGAAGGGGCUCAUGGGGAACGUGCAAGUGGCAGGAUUAAAGAGGCUUCGCUUGAGAGACGACGUGCAGUUUCGCCUCCCAUGCAACCCACUAUUUCCAAGGGAUCCCUCGUCAUCCGUGAUCUCAGGCUGUGGCACGCUGGUAUGCCGAACUUGACCGCAGAGGUCCGCAUCAUGUUGGCAAUGAUCCAUUUUGCCCCGUGGUAUCGAAACCAAAUGCGCCUGGAGCUCGGCGAAGGGGUUAGGUCGUUGGUAGAGGCCGAGAAAGAUCUCGACAUCCGAGCAGAUUUCAUUCCAGAGCAGGAAGCAAUGAAGCGGUACCUAAAUCGGGGGUUUGGGAAUAGCUAUGAUUUUAAUCAGACCCCUUGA